UUCACGUGCUCUCUACGAGGGGCUUAAGGUUGCUGCAACUUCUGAUUUAAUGCUAGCAUAUGUGGAUUUCUUCCUUGGUGGAGAUGAAAAGAGGACUGAUCUUCCUCCUCGCCUUCAACAAAGAUUUCCAAUGCCUAUCAUUUUUGGAGGUGAUGGUAGUUUUAUGGCUCCAUUCUCACUCCAAGGCGAUAACAUUCUUACUAGUCUCAUGAGUCAGGUCAGUUUUGAGAUUUUUUGUAAAAUUGCCUGUGUGUGUAUGUGUCUCAGGUUGGAGGCAGGAUUGUUUGUUAUGUUUUCUUGGUUGGAGGCAGUGUGUUGGUUAUGUUUUCUUGGUUGGAGGCAGGGUGUUGGUUAUGUUUUCUUGGUUGGAGGCAGGCGGACUACUUCUGGUUAUUGCCAAUAUGGAUUAUUGGUGCAUGCUGUUGAAGAGGAUGACGACCAUGCAUCAAUGGAAAAUAUGCAUGGAGUGGAAACUGAUCAUUCAUGUGUCAAAAACAUGUAUAAAGAGAACUCAUCUCGUUACUUGAGAGAGGAUCUGCUCUUAAACCAAGACCAGAGAAACAGUGAACAUCAGAUGAGACGCAAAAAGAAUUACGGAGAAAUUAUAGAUACUAACAGCAUACAAAUGCUUGAACAGAAGAGAGAUAUAUUUUAUUUUCUCUCUUUUAUAGUUCAUAAUACUAAGCCUGUUGGUCACCAGGACCUUGUUGGCCUAGUUAUCUCAAUGCUACUUCUAGGAGAUUUUAGUCUAGUGUUGCUUACAUUGCUCCAGUUAUAUUCAAUUUCACUCGUGGACGUCUUUUUGGCUUUGUUUAUUUUACCACUCGGCAUACUUCUUCCUUUCCCUGCUGGAAUCAAUGCUUUAUUUAGUCAUGGACCCAGGCGGUCUGCGGGUCUUGCACGUGUGUAUGCAUUGUGGAAUCUAACAUCUUUAAUUAAUGUUGGUGUUGCUUUUCUUUGUGGAUAUAUUCACUAUAGCAGUCAAUCAUCAUCAAGUAAAAAGCUUCCAUUCUUUCAGCCGUGGAAUAUUAGCAUGGAUGAAAGUGAAUGGUGGAUUUUUCCAGCUGGACUGGUUUUGUGUAAGAUUUUCCAAUCGCAACUUGUAAACUGGCAUGUCGCAAAUCUGGAGAUUCAAGACCGCUCAUUGUAUAGUAAUGAUUUUGAGCUGUUUUGGCAAUCAUGACACCAGUAAAUUAUAUAUUCUGCAUUAACGAGCUGCUUUUCAUUCUUGGUUUUGUUUUUGAACUUGUCUUCUUUUUUAUUUGUUAUUUGAGAGCAAGAGGUGAGUGACUGACUGAUGCAUAGAACUAGAAAUACCGAAAUAGAAACAAAAAAAGAAAUUAAAGGGGGUGGGGGGGGAAAUAACAGGGAUAGGCAAUUCAUUCAUGUAAUUUUAAUUGAUCACAGUUUUCUCUUUGAACUUAUUCUUGGUUUAAUUUUUUUUCCUUAAUUUCCAAUGUAAAUAAUCAAAUGGUGAGAUAUUUUGCCUUUUGAUUCAUUUUUCUUUUUUGUGUAUUAUCACAUUGGAAAGCUGUUUGGGUCGUGAAUUUUCAAUUGGCCUUCUGUUAGAGUGUAUAGUCUGAUUGUAAUAGCAUACCGUUAUAUAACUUUUCUAUGCAAUAUAAUUAA
Molecule: messenger RNA, 1629 nt
Organism: Carica papaya (papaya)
Lineage: Eukaryota; Viridiplantae; Streptophyta; Magnoliopsida; Brassicales; Caricaceae
Source: RefSeq, a predicted model, not a curated record